AUGAACAGAAAUACAAUUCUAGUCUUAUGUCUAUUUUUCUUUAACAGCAUAGUUUCAUCUGCUUCUGUACAAUACGCUGGAUUGAAUGGAGCUGAAAUGAAUGGAGUUGACCUGGAAACUGAAGAGCUAUCAGAUCAAAGUGACAUCCAGUUCGUAUUGCCAGGUAUUAACCUUAGCUUGUCAUCAGAAGAGUUGGUAAUCGAUGAACAACGAUACUUCACUGCUAUAAAUAGCUUUUCUAUCACUAAGGACAACUCUGGUGUCAAAAAGAUGAAAACUGUAGGGGAAGGAUUUAUCAAAUUCGAAUCCAGUGUUAGGUCAACUUUCAGUCCCGAGAAGUUCGAGUAUGUAAUCUCUAAAAGUCCCAAAAGCAUAGUUCUCUUCAAAGAUAGUAAUACUAUUCUUGUUCCAUCUGAGGAGAUUAUUGAGGCUGACGAUAAUGAAUUGGAGCUGAUUACCAGCUAUGAAUAUCUUGAAUUGAAUUUGGAUGAAUUGAAGAACGUUCAUGCAACUCUUGAAUCCCCAUUAAUUCCUGCUAGCUCAUGUCUUUCAUUGAGUCCGAGAAAUGGUACAUCAGGUUCGGUUUCGUUAUCGUUCUCAAAUGGUGUAUACAUUAGAAAGUAUGGAUCUGGUACGGCUUCUCAGUCUUUUGUUCCUGCUGUAGCCUAUUCUAUGGCACUUUCAAGGAGUGUGAAAAUAGCAGAGUCGUUCUCUGGAACACAUUCAUGUUCCGUAUCAGGAGGAAACUCCGUUCGUUUGUUCUACAAAGUCUUCACAUUUAGCGGCUCCCCCAUGUAUAGGAAGGUUACUUAUGACAGUGUGAAUGGUGAAAUUUCCACUGGCAAACUAGUUAAAAUGCAAACCAGAAAGUACUUAGCAGGAAUCCCUCCUAUAUACUACUGUGUGACAUCUGCUAACACAGACUUGAUGUGUGGUGUUCCCGGAAUUCAAUUUGAAGACGACAAUGGCGAUCAGAUCACUAGUCAUUCGCUUUAA
Messenger RNA from Dujonia railenensis, 996 nucleotides. The record is from the annotation of a GenBank genome assembly. NCBI's taxonomy places the organism in Eukaryota, Fungi, Ascomycota, Pichiomycetes, Serinales, Debaryomycetaceae.